Molecule: messenger RNA, 1349 nt
Organism: Pocillopora verrucosa
Lineage: Eukaryota; Metazoa; Cnidaria; Anthozoa; Scleractinia; Pocilloporidae
Molecular function (GO): zinc ion binding; nucleic acid binding; protein binding
Source: RefSeq, a predicted model, not a curated record
GCAGCUGUGGACUGCCUGUGAAUCUUGUGAGGUUCUAGGUCACUAUGACCACUAAAACAAGAACGUACGGCAGAGGAAUUCUGCGUUUUACCUCGCUACAACCAUGUAGACGACCUGGACAGACAGCUUAUGCAAACGCUGCUCUCAAAAAGGACGGGACAGUAAAUAAUUCUCGCGUGCAAAAUGGCGGGGAAAUGCACGUGCAUAAGAACGGAGGUGGAGUAGAAACAUUCCCAACACCGCCAGCACAAAAAGGAGGUAAACCAGUAAGAUUAUUGGCAAAGUACAAGUAUACAGCAAAUCCAGCCAAACCUGGAGGAUUUGAUGAGUUAACAAUUACGCAAGGAGAGAAAUUAGUGUUUAGCAGACCACACCCUUCAAAUCCAUUCUGGUGGGAGGCAAAGAAUGAAAAUGGAGAUAUAGGAUUUGUACCAGCAACUUAUAUGAUGGUUCUUGAAGACAAAAUUACCUCUCUGCCAUGGCUUGAAGAUGCAAAAAAGAAAAAAACUGAGAUAGAUGAUAAACAGGCAGAGAGUAAUCCAGGUGCUAAGCCAGCUUUCAAGCCUUAUGUAUCAGCAUAUGGAUCAAGAAAAAACAGUUCAAGUAAAAGCAAUUCAAGUCAAGAAAACCAAUACUACUGUGAAAUAUGUGAUAAAAAGUUGAAUGGACCCAUUCCAUAUGAGGUUCAUCUGAAAAGCAAAGCACACAAAGAAGAACUGGAAGUGAGAGAGGAGUUUAACUAUUAAGUAAACAGAUACCUGUUAUUUGUUUUUUGAACCACUUGUUUCAGACAUCGAAAUGGCAAUUGAAAGGAAGUGUGCCCAUUUUGUAAUUAUUUACUUCUAGUUGUUUUGUUAAAUUAACACUUCUAUGCUCAAGAUCUCAUAAGUAAUUCUCCCUACUGUUUGCCUUAUCAUACUUAUGAUGUUAUUUCUGAGAAUUUGGUACUGGAUCAGCCAGACAUCCCCUAUUUGAUAAUAUUCUUUGUUCUCAUUACAUGUCUCCUUGAUAUUGUAUUGAUAUUGUAAGGAGAAAUUCUGUCUUGGUCACUCAUGGGAGUUAAAGGGUUAAAACUUGCUGCAUGUAGCCUGUAUUAAGAACCAAUCAACCUGAAACUAGUAAAACUUCUGUCACCUCUAUCAUCAGCUUGUGUCAAUGAAUUCUGGGAUGUAAGUUAAAAAAAUGUUUCUGUGAAAGAUUAUGUUACGAUAGUUUAUUACCAGAAAUGCUUUAAGUUAUACACCUAGAGUUGCAGAUCAUCAGAUUUUUGAAUGGCAAGCAUAAGAGAAAUUAUAGGUAUUUUUUAUAUUUAUUGCUGAAAAUACAACAUGUAAUUUAUUGAGUAUUAG